UAAUAAUAUUGAUUCUAUAAAAAAAAUGAAUAUAGGUUGGAUUGGGACAGGUGUAAUGGGUGUAUCAAUGUGUAAACAUAUUAUGAAAGCAGGGCAUAAAUUACGAAUAUUCAACAGAACAAUAGCAAAAGCCUAACCAUUAAUAGAAGCCGGAGCAGAAUUUGUUUAACCAAAAGAAUUGGCUGAAAAAAGCGAUGCAGUGUUUUUAAUGUUAGGAUAUCCAAAGGAUGUAGAAUAGGUAGUAUUAGGAGAAUAAGGAAUAUUAAAUAAUAUGAAGAAAGGAGCAUUGUUAAUUGAUCACACAACAUCAUCUCCUGAAUUAGCAGAGAGAAUAUUUAAAGAGGCAAGUGAGAGAGGAAUAGAUUCUAUUGAUGCUCCAGUUAGUGGAGGAGAUAUAGGAGCUCGUGAAGGAAGAUUAGUAGUGAUGUGUGGAGGUUAGUAGUAAGCUUUGGAUAGAAUAAAUGAGGUAUUAAAAGUAUAUAGUGGAAAUAUAUAAUUGAUGGGUAAUGCUGGAUUAGGUUAACAUACUAAGAUGGUGAAUUAAAUUGUUUUGGCAGGUAAUAUGAUAGGAACAGUUGAAGGUUUAUUAUAUGGACAUAAAUGUGGAUUGAAUUUGGAAUAAUUAAUAAAUACAAUCAAGAGUGGUGCAGCUAAUUCAACAGCUUGGAGUGUUUUAGGAUUGAGAAUGGUUAAAGGAGAUUUUGAACCAGGAUUUUAUGUAGAACAUUUUAUUAAAGAUUUAAAUAUAGCGAUAAAUGAAGCUAAUAGAAUGAAUUUAUGUUUACCAGGGUUAGCAUUAGUGAAAUAAUUAUAUCAUGCAUUAGUUGCUUAAGGUGGAGGAAGAAACGGAACUUAAGCAUUACUUUUAGCAUUAGAAACAUUGAAUAACCAUAAGAUUAGAUGAU
Paramecium sonneborni is the source of this 905-nucleotide messenger RNA. Lineage: Eukaryota; Ciliophora; Oligohymenophorea; Peniculida; Parameciidae. The record is from the annotation of a GenBank genome assembly.